This is a messenger RNA of Engraulis encrasicolus (European anchovy), 2239 nucleotides long. Its product is annotated as oocyte zinc finger protein XlCOF6-like. Gene Ontology annotation, biological process: regulation of transcription by RNA polymerase II. The record is from RefSeq and is a predicted model, not a curated record. Gene Ontology annotation, cellular component: nucleus. Lineage: Eukaryota; Metazoa; Chordata; Actinopteri; Clupeiformes; Engraulidae. Gene Ontology annotation, molecular function: DNA-binding transcription factor activity, RNA polymerase II-specific; sequence-specific DNA binding. The coding region runs from base 1 to 2019 and encodes 672 amino acids. The transcript has 5 exons.
AUGGCUUAUGGACGCUUUUACGUGAUCAGAGCACUGAGGGAUGAGGUGCAGACACUGCAGCAACAGCUGGAGCAGCACAGAUGGAAGUACAGAGAUGACAACGCCAUUGGACAGAGACGACAGCAAGGUCGGCGUGCACGAGGAAAUGACAUCACUACAUCGGGUUGUGAGAUCCCACCAAACAUCUUCCUGUCCUGCACGUCUGGGGACGACCCAACAGACACGCCGACAUCACCACAGGAACUGGAGGAUGACUCGGCAGAUUUUCCAGCGUCUCCCACUUAUGAUGAUGAUGAUGAUGAUGCACUGACAUCACCAUGGCAACUGAAACUGCCUUUGCUGUCAGUGAAGCUACAAGACUGCCGUGCAAUGCUGGGGCCUAAUGGAGUUUAUAUUAUUCAAUCGAUAGAGGACAUAAGCGAUGACGAUUACAAUAAUGGCUACAACGGUUAUCCGGACGAUGACAGUGACUUUAACCCAUCAGAUUCCUGCUUUGAGGAGCCUGUCUCUGCGGGGGAAGAGUAUGAGCCCAGCAGAGGAGUCAAGAAAGUCAAGAAAUCCAUGGCCCCAAAGCGUCACUACGAGAAACGUUACGCGUGCACAGAAUGUGGAGAGACCUUUUCCUUUCCAAGCCGCCUGGCUCGUCACCAAAGAGCGCACGCCAAAAAGAUAGACAAGGCUCGCCGAAAAGAAGAAAAAGCACGCCUAAAAGAAGAAAAGAAAAAGUGCGCCACUGCCACCACCGCUGCAGGUGAAAACCCAUCCACUGAAUCUACGCACGAAAGUUUGCCCAAAGAUGCUAACUUUAAAAAGCGUUCUUUUGCAUGUGACUUCUGUGGGAAGAUUCUUGCUGGCAGAAAAUGUCUUCAAGUUCACAGAAGACUGCACACAGGUGAAAUGCCGUAUGCCUGCAAAGUUUGCGAUAAAACAUUCAGGCAGUUAGGUGGACUCAUUGCACACCGGAAACAGCAUCUGACGAGUGAACAGAGAAGUGAAAAACCUGUCAAGAAAAGUGCAAAGGAAGUCAUAGAAGAAAAGAAAAGGAAGGGCGUAGAGCACAAGUGCUCACUUUGCUCCAAGGAAUUCCCCUAUCCAUCAUACUUAAUAGAACAUUUUAAAAUGGUACAUUCAGAUGAUAAACCCUACAUUUGUAGCCAGUGCCCCAUGAGAUUCAGCACGCAUUCGUGUCGGAAAAGUCACGAAAGCACCCAUUCGGACGAGAGGCCUUUCGGGUGUCCGUUGUGUGGGAAGGCCUUCAAAACGAAACUUAGCCUUAAAAAUCACGAGAUGACGCACUCGGAAUUGAAGCCGUUUGCCUGCACGUUCUGCAACAAGGCUUUCAGACAGAAGCAGUUGCUGAAGAUACACAUAAGACGACACACAGGAUAUAAGCCCUUCAAGUGCUCGCUCUGCGAUGCUGCUUUCGUCAAAAACUGUGAGCUCAAAGAUCAUCUACGUCGACACACAGGCGAGAAGCCUUACCUCUGUGCCAUUUGUGGGAAGACUUUUAGUCAUCCUCAUAUACUGAGGACCCACCAGAUAGUUCACACUGGAGAAAAACCCCACCAGUGCACUGUCUGUGGAGAGAGAUUCUCCUACUUGCAGCCCUUGUAUGCACACGAGAAGAAAGUGCACAAUAUCGUUUCCCACCAGUGUGAAGAGUGUGGGAAGAGCUUUAAAUCAGUUAAAGGAUUAAAAAAGCACAGCUGUUCUCAAGGUCCUAAUAGCACUGAACGCAACAAGGAGGUGGAAGCGGAAAAGGGCAUUGAGGGUGUUGAAGCAGCAAAGGGCAUUGAGGAGGUUGAAGCAGCAAGAUGCAUAGAGGAGGUUGAAGCAGCAAGGUACAUUGAGGAGGUUGAAGCAGCAAGAUGCAUAGAGGAGGUUGAGGCAGCACAUAACACUGAGGCGGGGGAAGCAGCAAGGUACAUCGAGGCGGUUGAAGUAGCACAGAACACUGAGGCGAUUGAAGCAGCAAGGUACAUCCCAGACAUGGAGAUGUAUGAUGUAGAAAUGACCUGAACUUAGUAACUGCUUCAAUAGAGCUCGAAAGUCCCGCCCCUUAGUUCCGCGUUUCACGGGACCUAAGCUGACCAUCUAACAACAUGGUAGAGAGUAAAUAUCUUCUGAUCUCAGUCAUGAUAUGCGCUGGGCUACAAAUAUGCUGUUUAAGAGGCUAGAUAAAUAUUAUUCAUGCAGAAGUAUCAAUGUUUUGUUCCGAGGCCGUCGGCAUGGAAAAUGU